This is a messenger RNA of Nakaseomyces glabratus, 3333 nucleotides long. It is a transcript of the gene HOS4, whose product is annotated as Hos4p. The record is from RefSeq and is a predicted model, not a curated record. Lineage: Eukaryota; Fungi; Ascomycota; Saccharomycetes; Saccharomycetales; Saccharomycetaceae. Gene Ontology annotation, cellular component: cytoplasm. Gene Ontology annotation, molecular function: protein binding.
AUGUCUGAGAAGCAAGUCAAGAAGAGGUCAUUGAGCAGCUACCUCUCAAACGUCAAUUCUAGAAGAGAAGAACUGGAGAGGAUAGCCAAGAAGAAAGCAGAAGAAGAAGAACGACUGAAACGGGAACAAGCAGAAAAGUUGAAACGAGAGGAAGAGGAGAAGCUUAAAAGGCAGCAAGAAGAACAACGAAAACUAGAAGAUGAACGGAGGAAAGUCGAAGAGGAGAAAAUUAGGAAACAACAAGAAAUUGAAGCUCUAAAAAAACAACACGAGGAACAACUUAAGAAGUAUGAAGAAGAGAAGGCUUUAAAAGAAGCUACAAACAAGGAUGAACUUACGAAUACUGCAUCAUCAUUUAGCUCUACUGGUAUUAUAAAACCAGAACCCGUACCACUUAAAAAGUCCGAUGAUAACACAAUAUUUAAAGCACCUUCCCCCAAAAAACAUCUUCCUCAACAGUCCACAACACCAUCAAACAUGAAAACUGAGGACGCCGAACACAAAAAAUUAGAUAGCACAGAUAAUAAUCCCAAACUUAACCUCGGAGAGUCUUUAUCAAGGGAGAAACUUAAGGAUAUGUUGAAAACUAAGAAUCCACGAAAUUAUGAUGAGGUUAAGGAUGAUGAAUUGAGUGAUACACCAACGGAGCCUGCAUCACCACCUAAACCGAGAAGGGGAAGGCUAGUUAGAGGUGACCAAAUUGAGAGAAGUAGCAGUUUACAUAAGGAUGGCGCAUCAAGCUUUGCAGGAUCAUCCGAUUCAGAACUAUCAGAUAUUGAUGAUAUAAAAAGUGUCCCACUAUCGAGUAGCGUCUUCCUUGAAGGAGGUUUAUCUCCAGAUAGGAAAGCACCCAAACGGAAAGAGAAUUUACUACCUUCUUCGCCUAUAGCUAAUCAAUCCGAGGGGAAAACCAACCAAAACAAACAUGUAAGUAGUGAUGAAGAUGAUGAAGAUUUCGAAGAAGAGUCUGGGGAGGAAAGCACAUACUCAAACAAAAUGAAAUCGAAUGACAACCAAAAACCUCGUCAUUCUAACUCGAAAAUUUCAAAACAAAAGAAAGGUAUUUAUAGAGAUUCUGGUGGUAGAACUAGACUUCAAAUUGCAUGUGAUAAAGGUAAGUACGAUGUUGCAAAGAGACUUAUUGAAGAAGAGGAUUACGACGUUAAUGACCAGGACAAUGCCGGCAACUCAGCUUUACACGAAGCUGCUCUAAAUGGGCAUUUGUCGAUUGUAAAAUUAUUAAUUUCUCAUGGAGCAAAUGUAAAUAUUCAAUCAUAUGAAAUGUUCAAGGACACCCCCUUAGUUGAUGCGUCUGCAAACGGUCACCUGGAUAUUGUGAGGUAUCUUCUAAGACAUGGUGCAGAUCCUACAAUUCCAAAUGCUAAAGGAUUAACUGCAUACGAAUCAAUAGAAGAGGAUUCAGAUUUAGAUGAAAAUGAAAUAAAGGUGGUACAAGAUAUAAAGAAAAGUCUUACCGAAGCGACAAGGAAGUGGAACACGAAACAUGGUAUUCAUGAAUCUAUCAACACUUCUGAUAAUAGUGGUCAGUCAUCACCUAUGAACAAGCAUAUAGAAGAAUCGACAACAGCUUUCAGUGACGAGUUUUAUUGGACAGACAUUUCAUCUUCGGGAGGUAAGAAAAAACUAUUUAGAGCUUCGAAAGAAGGAUAUUUGCCUUAUGUUGGAUCUUAUCUUGAAAACGGAGGUGUUCCAGAUUUCAAUGCAUUUCUUGAAGCUGUGAAAUUUGGACAUGAGGAUAUAGCGAGUUUAUUUUUGGCAUUUGGUGCCAAGAUCAAUAAAUUCAAUAAAGAAGGUAUGACGCCAUUAAUGAUUGCUGUAGGUAGAAACCACUUAGGAACAGUGAAACUACUUCUGGAAGCUGGUGCUAACCCCACGUUGAAGGACAAUAAGGGUCAAACUGCGAUCUAUCACUCAAAGCAUAACAUCUUCAAUUCCAUAAAUGAUGAAGAAAUAAAGCUGUUGGAAACUGCCGUAACCAAAUGGCAUGAGAAAGAUAAUGGCGAACAGGUGAACAAUACUUAUGAUUCUCAUUCGGACACCGAGCAACGCAUAUCCAAAAAACGGUCACGGAAUAGAAGGCGCGCGAAGUUUGAAAGUGAGGAGUCUUCUGAAGAUGAUUUGAGCGAAGAGGAAGAAGAAGAGUUUAAUGUUCCAAAGAAGAGACACCAAACUACACAAAGGUCGUCUGCUUCAAGCACACGCCAUAACAGUGAAGCAGGGCUUCACAAGCAUACUCAUGGUGAUGACUUGAAAGGGAGAUCUUCAUCUAUAUCAGACUCUCUUCAUGAUAAUGACAACCGUAAGACGUUGAAGUUCAAAUCUUCCAGUAACACAGACAUUUCUACAGCUUUGAAUCAAGAACAAGGCCACAUGGCUGGCGAUAGAGCCGAUGAGCACAGGAGACCCAAGUUUCAAACUCAUCUGAGCGAAUCACAAGUUCACAAAGAGGAAGAGAUGAUCAAGGAGACUCCUGAAGAGAGAGAGAAGCGGUUAAAGGCCGAGGAAGAAUAUAUCCAGAAGAGGUUGCAACAGAAGAAGAAGAAGGAGAUGGAGUUGCUACAUAAGAUGGAGAUAGUACAGCAGAAACGUGAGAAGGAGAAAGAGAAGCAAAGGAUAGAGGAAGAGAAGAGGCAAGAAGAGCUAUUGAAGCAACAAGAGAUCGAGCUUGCCAAACGGAAAGAGGCUGAGGAGUUAGACAGACGUAAAGCCAUCAGGGCACUAUACCCGCUAGGGUUGAAGCUGAUUAGUUAUACGAACAAGGACGACUACCACCGGUAUUUGCCGUUGUAUUAUUAUGUUGACGAUGCAGAUGGGACCCGAUAUGUGCUGGAUAUCCAGAUGUCUGUGAUAUUAAAGGACGACGAGCUAACGAACCGAGAGUACGAUCGGAAACACAAAGUCGGCAAGCAAGAGACGCGGCAGCUGUGGAACCUGCUGAAGUUCAUAUACUUGUAUGGAGGCAACUUCACCAGCGACGACAGGCAGAGGUACGUGGUGAACUUUGACGGUGUGGACAUCGAAACCCGUCUCGGGUUCGAGACGCUAGAGUACACGAAGUUCGCGAACCUGCCGAUGCACUGGAUCCCCCUGGAUGCCAUCCAGAUGGACUCCCACAUAAGAGACACUUUGCAAAACAACAUGGUCCAGAUCGACCUGUCCCCGCGCACCCGUCUCGGCGACAACUCUGCCACCACACCAGGCCAACCACAGCCUCAGCCUCAGCCUCAGCCACAGCCUCAGCCUCAGUCCCAGUCUCAGCCACCGAGACCCCUGCGGUUCAGACAGAUACCAAGACCUCAGCGCAUGUGGUAA